AUGUUAGUCGUUUAUAAGGUAUAUACGCAGAGGCAAUACGAUGUCGCUCGUCAGGCCGCUACGACGGACGAGGGGGCGGCCGAUGAUGGCAUAGAGAGUCUCUUUGUCUACGUCCGUCGCAUGGUACAGAGGUUCAUGACGCGUACGCCCGGGGCCCCCCAAGCCGAGCCAACACCGAUGGAUUGGAUUCUCGAGACGCGGACGUAUGGCAUGCACAUACAGUAUAACACGCCGGCAGACGGCGUAAUCGACUGGGUAGGCGACCGCAUAUCGUAUCGGCGCGUACGGUUUACCAUGGACCAGUUAUCGGACAUGCUCCACGGCGUCGUCGACGAGGCCAGGCUGCUAUUAGCGCAGCUCACGAUGGUCACAGGCGGGGACGAGCAGGGCGACGCAGUGUCGGACAGCAGCCAGGCGAGGAGCUGUCUAGACGAAGCGCUGCCGCGUAUUCACUGGCCGUCGAUCGAGGACGACCAUAGCGAGACCCGAGAGGGUUACUCGUUUCUAUACGACGACCGCAACGCGUGGCUGAGGGAAGGGGACGGGUGGGUGUUCCGGCGUAUCGUGGGGUCCCAACCGCGGCGGCGUCAGUGGGGUAUAGAGGGACCGACGUCGGGCAGCAGGGCGUUCAGGGAGGAGGUAGUGCGCGAGGGGCCAGCCGGGACGGGCGACGGAGAUGGGUAG
Molecule: messenger RNA, 684 nt
Organism: Colletotrichum phormii
Lineage: Eukaryota; Fungi; Ascomycota; Sordariomycetes; Glomerellales; Glomerellaceae
Exons: 2
Coding region: 1-684 (227 amino acids)
Source: RefSeq, a predicted model, not a curated record